Molecule: messenger RNA, 2496 nt
Organism: Beauveria bassiana ARSEF 2860
Lineage: Eukaryota; Fungi; Ascomycota; Sordariomycetes; Hypocreales; Cordycipitaceae
Product: DIL domain-containing protein
Exons: 4
Coding region: 1-2496 (831 amino acids)
Molecular function (GO): GTPase binding
Source: RefSeq, a predicted model, not a curated record
AUGGAACCCGAGGAAUCAACGUCGCCUGUCGACGAGGGCGAGCAGCGCCCGCCUCGCCCCAUGCCGACCGACCUCCCGACGUCUCUCAACGACCGCCGUCACGCGCCAACAGAGUUCAUCGUGCCCGAGACGGAAAUAUACGACGGCUGGCAAGGUCAAUCUCAGUUUCUGACGACACCCGCCGUCGCGAAGCCGCUCAACUUUGCCAAUCUUUCUCUCAAUGACAACGACUACGAGGGCGAAAUCACAAAAGGCCCAAAGGAUAGCGACGCUCGACUCAUGGAGAUGCUUGCAGCCCAAGCCGCUGCUCACCAGGCAGGUCAUGGCGCCGAGGACGACAAUGCUAUUGCCGAGAAUGAGAAAAUCCCCGAGAAUGAGAAAAAGGACGCAUUGCAAAAGUCUCUCAACAUGGCUGCCAGCAACGGCGACGUAGAAAAGAUUACAAAGAUGCUUGCAGGCAAAGCCAAAACAUACAUCGACGUCAAUGCUGCGGACGAGGAUGGUACGCCGCCGCUAAUUUACGCAAGCUGUUUUGGUCACGAAGGUGUGGUCAAGGCUCUUAUCGAUGCGGGCGUCGACGUCAACAAGCAGGAUCAAAAUCAAUGGAGCGCUCUCAUGUGGGCAAUGACUAACCGCCAUAAGAAUAUUGCCAAACUGCUUCUCGACAAUGGUGCCUCUUCCGACCAAAAAACUUCGUCCGGCCGAACCGCUUUUGACUUUGUACCGCCCGACAGCGACAUGUCCUUUUACCUUCAUGACAACGGCUACAACAUUGGCAACGCCGGAAUGGGUGACGACUUUUACAAUCCCGGGUUUUCUCAGGAUCGAUUCGAGGAGGAAAUGGCAGAGAAUGAAAUGCGCCGCCGUCUCAUGAUGGAAAGCGCGCGCGACUUGGAGGUUGAUCUAGGAAAUGUAGGGAUGGACGAUCAGCCAGAGCCUGCGGAAGAAUUCGAAGAAGAGCAACAAGAAUUUGACUGGGGAAGGUGCUUACACGACCAAAUGUUUGUUUUCCAAGAGCACGAACUCGACCGCAUACUCGAUAUAAUCAUCACGAAAAUGACGCCGCAACGAUCACCAUCGCAAAAACCAGUUCCAGCGAAUAUGAUCUUCCUAAGCGCACGAUACGCGCACUACCACGCUAGCCCAGAGCUUUUGGAACGAUUGCUGGUCUCCGCCAUGGACCUUAUUAACGACAAGGUCGAGGCAUGCCAGUGGGACAUGACCAUUUUAGCUUUCUGGAUCUCCAACGCGACAUUACUGCUACACUACCUCAAGAAGGAUGCAGGACUGUUGGAGGCAACUUCGGAAUUUCAGACACAGCUGGCGGAUUUGAUCAAUGAGAUUUUCAUCCUCAUUGUGCGCGACGCUGAGCGACGUCUAGACAAGGUGUUGGACCCAGCCAUGUUGGACCACGAGACGAUUCCCGGCUUCGAAGACAUUACCUUUCAAAACGAGUGGAAGCUAUUUAAGCGAAAGACUGCAGUCAAGGAGGAGCCCCUGGAAAAGCGGUAUAGACCACCGUCGCCCAAGCAAAGAGCCAAGCCGUCGCCGCGCAACGUCACAUCGUUGUUGUCGUCUACCGUGUUUGUGCUGGACUUGUACGACAUUCACUCGGUCAUUACGACUCAAAUAAUUUCGCAGCUGCUAUACUGGAUUGCAUCCGAGCUCUUCAACCGCAUCAUGUCAAAUAGGAAAUACUUGGCGAGGACCAAGGCAAUGCAGAUUCGCAUGAACGUUUCACUUUUGGAAGAGUGGGCUCGAACGAACAACAGGCAGGCCGAGCACUACGAAGGGGGCGAGACCAAGUCGACGGGAGAAACAACAGCAGACGCAAGCAGGCGUCAUCUGGCACCGGUUAUCCAGCUCCUACAGUGGCUGCAGUGCUUUUCGUCGCUGGCCGAGGACGACCUCGAGGCGCUGGUGGGGACGCUGCAGCAACUCAAACGACUGACGCCACAGCAGCUGAUUCAUGCCGCGACGCAUUAUCGCGCAGAAGUAGGCGAGAAGCGGCUGCCAAAAAGCGCGACCAAGUACCUACUGGGGAUUCAAAAGGAGGCGGCUCUGAAACGAGACCGGCGGCGGAGCCGAGCCGCAUCGCCGCUGCCCAAAGCAGGCGGCCCAGACACCAGCGUGCCGUCGACACCUGUCAAGAAUAGCGGCGGCGGCGGCAACGGCCUGAGCGCGUCGCCGCCGAGCGCGCAAAGCACUCCGGCGCGAGUUGGCCUUGACGCAGAGGACGGUGGCUGGGACGACGAUGAGGAGGCGCCGCCGAACCUCUUGAUGGAUCCCGCGCUGAUGCUACCGUUUACGCUGCCGUCGGUAACGGACAUGCUGAUUUCGUACGGGGCGGGCUUUGGCGGCGUCAACAGGGAGCGGGAGCGCAAGUACAUACCAACGGUGCCGCCCGAGUUCCUGGAGAAGCUGGAGGUGGCGAGUGGUGGCGGGCGCAAGGACCCCAUGUUUGCAGAGAAGGACUGGGAGAAUGAAGAAGUUUAG